GCCCCUGGAUGCUGCUUAUUUUUCUACGCACUUCGUCGCGAUGUGGAUUUAAUGGAAAUUUCCACUCGUUCAACCUCGUCAAAACACCAAUUUCGAUUAGUUUUAUUUGAGAUAUCGCUAUUUGAACGCCAUCUGGAUCGCCAGAUUUGACAAACUGUAUCAUAAUCGUAUAUUUUAAUGGAAUAAUCCGCAUUAGUACAGUCGCGCACUGAGUGUGUAAUUCUGAUCCUCGUCAGUGACUCGUUACAGAGUUUAAGUGCCGUCAGAUAUUGGCGAUAAAUCAUCUGUGAUGGAGUAUCACAGUGUCGGACUCGGAGGGGUGAUGGUCACCGGUAAUAAUAACAACAACAACAAUGUACCUGCGUUUCUCACCAAACUCUGGACCCUUGUGGAAGAUCCAGACACGGACCCGUUAAUAUGUUGGAGUGCUAAUGGCAACAGCUUCCAUGUGUUCGACCACAGCAGGUUUUCCAAAGAGGUUCUUCCGAAAUACUUCAAACACAAUAACAUGGCCAGUUUCGUUCGACAGCUCAAUAUGUAUGGUUUCCGUAAAGUUGUCCACAUCGAGCAGGGUGGACUAGUGAAACCGGAGAAAGAUGACACAGAAUUCCAGCAUCCAUACUUUAUCCGCGGACAGGACAACCUGCUGGAGAACAUUAAGAGGAAGGUCACAACAGUAUCUAAUAUUAAACACGAGGACCUGAAGUUCAACCCGAAUGACAUGUCUAAAAUGAUCACAGAUGUGCAGCUCAUGAAGGGCAAGCAGGAGUCCAUGGAUUCCAAAAUCAGCACCCUCAAACAUGAAAAUGAAGCUCUCUGGAGCGAAGUGGCCACACUGAGACAGAAACACGCCCAACAGCAGAAAGUCGUCAAUAAGCUAAUUCAGUUCCUGAUCACACUGGCACGAUCCAACAGAGUCCUCGGAGUGAAACGAAAGAUGCCCCUGAUGUUGAAUGACGGCAGUUCCACCCACUCCAUGCCCAAAUACUCUCGGCAGUACUCACUGGAGUCGUCCCCUGCUCUCUCUCCCUCCAGCACAGCUUUCACUGGAACGGGUGUCUUCACCUCAGAGUCGCCCGUCAAGACAGGGCCAAUCAUCUCUGACAUCACCGAACUGGCGCAGUCCAACCCCGUGGCCACUGAGGAGUGGAUCGAGGAUAGAACAAUCCCAUUGAUCCACAUCAAGGAGGAGCCGUCUAGCCCCGCCCACAGCCCUGAGGUGGAGGAGGUGUGUCCUGUUGACGUGGAAGUCGAGGCGGUGUCAAGCAUACCUGCAGACACACCCCUUUCCCCCACAACCUUCAUCAACUCCAUCCUUCAGGAGAACGAGCGCGUCACUGCCCCGACACCGCCCCCCAUCGAAAAGAAGUGUUUGAGCGUCGCCUGCUUGGACAAUUAUCCUCAGAUGUCUGAGAUCUCUCGCCUUUUUUCCAGCUUCUCAACCUCGUCUCUCCACCUCAGGCCUCAGUCCGGCAGGAUGGAACUGGCUGAUCAUUUAGAGACUAUUGACUACGGACUCGACAACCUUCAACAAAUCCUGAAUGCUCAGUCCAUUAACUUCGACACCUCAACACUUUUUGACAUUUUUGCAUCAUCAUCUGCCGAUGUGGAUCUAGACAGUCUGGCUAGUAUCCAGGACCUUCUGUCACCUGAACCAAUGAAAGACACAGAAUCUGCUGUUGAUACCAGAAAUUCAGGCAAGCAGCUGGUCCAGUACACAGCUCAGCCAGCGAUUCUACCUGACCCCAUCACCACUGAGACCACCGGGACUGAACUGCCCAUUCUUCUGGAGCUGGAGGACGACUCUUAUUUUGGGCCAGAACUAGCAGAUGACCCGACCAUCUCCCUUCUUGACUUCUAGUCCACAUUACCCGAAGACCCCAAAACUAUUUUAGAGAGAGAGAGAGCAACUUUUAUAAAGGGAUUUAUGUCUGUGUGGGGUUUUAAAAAUGUUAUUCCCGGCAUUUAAUGUUUUUGGUAAUUUAUUUAACACGUCAAUGGUAGCCGUGUUAAGAAUAUUCUGGUAUGUCCCUUCUCUUUUAGUCUGGGGGAAAAAACUGAUCUUUUAAGUCUAUAAAAGCAAUAGUGAAAAUUCAGUAUUCCUUUAAAUUCUCAUAGAAUUGCUGCAUCAAGAAAAAAAAAAGAUUUCAUUUGUUGACGAGUUUUUAGUUUCUUUGUUAUUCAAGCAGUAUGAUAACUCCAAAACUAAAUGUAGACAACGUUUAACUGAUGAAAAGAAAAAACAUACCAUGUUCUGUGUGUUGGAAUGGAUGAUAUCUCCAUGUUAAGGUGUUCUCUUGCAGUUCUUCAGUGCAAAACUUUAAAAACCUUGUUUAUUCAAGUCUGGCUUGUGGUGCAGACAGUCUUGAGUUUUAGCUGCUAGUUUGGUUAAAUUCAUAAUUUUAUCCCAUACUUUACAUUUUGACGACCGGGUGUCAUCCCGCCGACCGCGCCAAGUUUUGAAUUUCCAGGAGACUUUUUUUUGCAAUAUAUUUUGGAAUGGAAAGCUGGUUGUAUUGUCUCAUGGAUAGUAAGGUUAAAGCAAAAAAAAAAUAUAUAAAUAUAAAUAAAUAACACUCAAUUCUGGAUUGAGCCAUUUAGCUACAAUUUAUUCCCACACCUAACCUGUAAAACAAAGUCGGUCUCGUCGGACUGCUGUGAAACACUAACAUAACAUACACAGACAUAACAAAUCAACAUUAUAAACCUGUCUAGCAUCUCACCCACUGUCUUCAAAGCCAUAGCUGUUACUCAUGUAUUGUCUGAUAUUGGUUAGUCAUGAUGGGUUUGCAUUGACUAUGCUAGAUAGGGGUUCACAUGUAGUCUCAGAAAUGAUUUUAAUUAAACAUCUUGUACUAAAAUAAGUCAUCCUCUCUUGCUGUUUAUUAAGCAGUACAGCCAAAAGAGAUAAUAGCUGUAAAUAGGAGACUUAAGACAUAUAGUUGAAUAUAUAAACUGUUUGGGGUCUAUAUAAAUAAUGCAAAAAACAAGCAACUUCAAAUACGCAUUUGAAUUAAUUACACAAGUGUUGUAAUGUUUAACGACUAUUCACUUUUUUUUUUUUUUUUGCAUUGAUAACCAGAAUAAAUGAUUUGAAGACUUUGUGAAAUAAUUCAAGUCCUAACCAGCUUUGACAACACAUUGCUUAUUUUUCUUAAAAAUUGGAUAUUGGAAUACCAAAUUGAAAUGUGUGAGAAUUGUACACGUGCUUGGCCUAUUGGUCAAGACUAUUUGUGAAUGAUCAUUGAGGUAGAGGAACUGGGAGAACAAUGUCAAUUGUUUAUGAUUCUGAUUAUUUUUAGUCACAUUUUAGUCAUUGGAUGACUGUCAUAACCAGAGAGACAUUAAUAAUAGACAUAAAUAAUUUUAUUACGCUUGUGAACAACACUUUGUGUAUUGGUAUGUUUCAAAU
This is a messenger RNA of Xyrauchen texanus (razorback sucker), 3412 nucleotides long. Its product is annotated as heat shock factor protein 1-like. Gene Ontology annotation, molecular function: sequence-specific DNA binding; DNA-binding transcription factor activity. The record is from RefSeq and is a predicted model, not a curated record. Lineage: Eukaryota; Metazoa; Chordata; Actinopteri; Cypriniformes; Catostomidae. Gene Ontology annotation, biological process: regulation of DNA-templated transcription. The transcript has 14 exons. The coding region runs from base 290 to 1861 and encodes 523 amino acids.